This is a messenger RNA of Owenia fusiformis, 1157 nucleotides long. Lineage: Eukaryota; Metazoa; Annelida; Polychaeta; Sabellida; Oweniidae. The record is from the annotation of a GenBank genome assembly.
AACACACCUUUUUUAAAUUACAUUUAUUGUAUAAUUAGACAUAUACCUAAAUGAUCGAACACUCAUAACACUACACUAUACCACAAGCCAUACACUAAGAUUAUAAGACAAUGAAGCUCUACAUUCUUGUGACCCUGGUGGUAAAUAUUUGCUUGGCUGUUUGUACUCCAGUCAUUACAGAUACGUCACUCAACAACGAUACCAAGACAACUUUGGAUAAUGAGACAGUGCCUUUGUCUCCGAUAGAUCAACCAGAAUCGCAAGCCAGUGAUUCAGCAUAUAGGCUAUAUACAAGAGGGCCUUGUCCCUAUGGCUUUAUAUACAAUGCUAACCAGAGGACCUGCUAUUCUCUCAACACCAAUAACCAAGGAGUAACCUGGUUUGAGGCACUGUCCUUCUGCAUGUCAAUGCAUGCUAAUCUUGUUGCAAUAGAGUCUGAGCAAGAGCAACUGUACAUAUUAGGCAUGCUUCGCCACUUUGAACAUGGGGACUCUACUGUAUGGACUGGCGGCAACACACUGUCUAAACAUGGUAACUGGUUUUGGGCAGGAGGCCUACAUGCCCCACAAAAGCGCUUCACAUACACAAGAUGGGCACCUGGUGAGCCAAGUAACCAUGAUAACCAUAAUAAUUGGGAAAAGUGUGUCUACUUGGAGAGUAAAAAAGAGCACAAAUGGAACGAUGAUAGCUGUUACAGGAAACUUUACUUCAUUUGUGAAAGGGGUGUCAAAUAGCAAGACUUUUAUGAUGCAAGUGUGGAACUGUUACAACAGAACACACAUCAUAUAUACUGUACUGUAAAACAUUUUGAUUUACUGCAUUCAAGUUCUUGUCUAGUUUUCAAUGACAAACUAACUUAUUUGCAGCAUGGUAAUUUCACAAACUUAUUGUUUUUAAAAGUAAAUUCAGGACACAUGCACAAACAACAUAUUUACAGCUCAGCUGAUAACUAUUACUACUACCCUGCGAAUAAAGGAUGAUGAAGGCGAAGUUCUCUUUUAAGAAGCGACAUUGAAUGAAGGCAAAAACUUCUAAGUUUUACUUAGAAUAAUAUCAGUCUAUCAUUACACCUUCAAUGUUACCAUGACUUCAAGUAUGAUGUCAUCAAAUCAUAUUUUCUUAUUAAAGGGCUUUGUGUAAAUAAAUAUAUUUGGAAA